CCCGCCCGCUCCUCCCCCUCGGGCUCCGGGACUUUUGCUUUCACUUUCCCUAAAGCUGUCCUAGACCCUCGCGGAGGAUCGGACGCCACCGUCGGCUCCCGCCGGCCACCGUGGGAACGAUGGCAGAUGAUCAGAACUGUGUUGCGGAGCUGGAGGAAGUGGAUUCUUCAAGUGAAGAUGGAGUUGAUGCGAAGCCAGACCGCUCCUCCAUUAUCUCAUCGAUUCUCUGGAAAAAGAAGAGAAAUGCCUCUACACGCCCAGUCAAGACCACCCGGGACCGCGUGCCCACGUACCUGUAUAACAUGGAUUUCGAGAAGAUGGGAAAAUGUAUCAUCAUAAACAACAAGAACUUUGACAAAGUGACAGGUAUGGACGUCCGGAAUGGGACAGACAAAGAUGCGGAGGCCCUCUUCAAGUGCUUCCGAAGCCUGGGUUUUGACGUGGUUGUCUACAAUGACUGCUCUUGUGCAAAGAUGCAAGACCUGCUUAGACAGGCCUCCCAGGAGGACCACAGCAACUCAGCCUGCUUCGCCUGCGUCCUGCUGAGCCACGGAGAGGAGAAUCUAAUCUACGGGAAAGAUGGUGUGACGCCGAUAAAGGAUCUGACGGCUCAUUUUAGGGGGGAUCGAUGCAAAACCCUGUUAGAGAAACCCAAACUGUUCUUCAUUCAGGCUUGCCGAGGGACGGAACUCGAUAACGGGAUCCAGGCCGACUCCGGGCCUAUCAACGACACCGACACCGAUGCUAAUCCCCGGUACAAGAUCCCGGUGGAAGCUGACUUUCUCUUCGCUUACUCCACAGUCCCAGGCUAUUACUCAUGGAGGAACCCAGGAAAAGGCUCCUGGUUUGUGCAGGCUCUCUGCUCCAUCCUGAACGAGCAUGGCAAAGACCUAGAGAUCAUGCAGAUCCUGACCAGGGUGAAUGACAGGGUCGCCAGGCACUUUGAGUCCCAGUCUGAAGAUGCCCGCUUCAAUGAGAAGAAGCAGAUCCCUUGCAUGGUCUCCAUGCUCACCAAAGAGCUCUACUUCGGCCGGUGACUGUCCCUUCCAGCUGAGAACCUGCAAUCACUCAUUGAUGAAUCCAAUUGUUAUGUUUAUCAUUUUGAUGCUCUCAAAAUAUCCAGAAAUGUUAGAGAUUUUAAUUUAAGGACAGUAUGUUGAUUGAGCAGGAAGGAAGUUUCCUGGUAAUGUCUGAUAUUCUAGGUUUCUAGACUUUCUUUUUUUUUUAAAUAAUUUUGUUCAUUGAUGGCUUCAUACUUUCCUUUUAAGGUUAAUUUCCUAUUCGUAUUUCUUUUACCUGGUCAUCACGUUGAAUGCAUGCUAUGAAAAUGACCUCUGAACAAGACUCAUUGGUGGUGGCAUUAAUGGAAAGUCAAAGUCUUAGUUGAACUAGGCAAAGAGGAUUCCAAUUCUUGACAAACAAAUACAGCUGAGAUACUCGUUGGCCUCUCCUGGAAAAGAUGGCUGCUGUGUAGAGUGGUUGUUUUCAUUGACUCAGGACAGAUUACUUUGCAGGCCUUCCCAGGGAAGUGAGAAAACAGUGAGUACUCUCGUAUGCAGGACCUAAUCCAGAAAACAAGCCCUUCUAAGGUGUUUCAAUGGAGAAGCGUCAAUACAGGGAACUCACUUAAGCGGGUAAUUAAGAAAAAGAGCCAAGCAGUAGAAAUCUGUUACCUCAUGUGUGACUGUGAGGCUGUGAGAGGAGGUUGGUUCCCUGUUCAUCAGUAAGAACUGUGGUAGCGCUGCCUCCUAGGAGCAAAAACCAUGGAGGGUUGUGAUAAAUGGAGCCAUGCCAAGGACAGAGCUACUGUCUGAGAUGGAAACCAAGCCAGAGCUGAGUCAGACACCAAGACAUCCCCAGGCCUGUUCUCAUAUCCUUCACCAGCACCUCACCAGUCCAAGGUACCUGAAAGCAGCUAGUGAGGCUUCUGAGAUGCCCUGCUGUACAGAGCAGAGCAGGGCCUAUUGAGCCGGGGGGG
Messenger RNA from Peromyscus eremicus (cactus mouse), 1978 nucleotides. RefSeq names its product caspase 7 (gene Casp7). The coding region runs from base 120 to 1037 and encodes 305 amino acids. Gene Ontology annotation, biological process: proteolysis; apoptotic process. The record is from RefSeq and is a predicted model, not a curated record. NCBI's taxonomy places the organism in Eukaryota, Metazoa, Chordata, Mammalia, Rodentia, Cricetidae. Gene Ontology annotation, cellular component: cytoplasm. The transcript has 7 exons.